AUGGCCGGCGGCAAUCGAGGCAUUGAGGAGGCAAUGGGAGUCGGCGAUCGAGGCGUUGAGGUGGACACGGCCGGCGACGAUCGAGUCGUUGAGGCGGUGACGGCGUUCAGCAAUCGAGGAAAGGCUCUGAUUCCACCAGAGUGGCGAAACGGUGAUUAG
Molecule: messenger RNA, 159 nt
Organism: Oldenlandia corymbosa var. corymbosa
Lineage: Eukaryota; Viridiplantae; Streptophyta; Magnoliopsida; Gentianales; Rubiaceae
Source: the annotation of a GenBank genome assembly